Molecule: messenger RNA, 661 nt
Organism: Prosopis cineraria
Lineage: Eukaryota; Viridiplantae; Streptophyta; Magnoliopsida; Fabales; Fabaceae
Product: cytochrome b-c1 complex subunit 7-2, mitochondrial
Exons: 4
Coding region: 86-454 (122 amino acids)
Biological process (GO): mitochondrial electron transport, ubiquinol to cytochrome c
Source: RefSeq, a predicted model, not a curated record
AGUUCAUCGCGAGAUAUCAAAUAAAUCAGCGACAGCCCGAGCUAGACGAAAGGGCACUCGCGGAGUGAAUCAGCGAGAGGGAUCAAUGGCGUCGUUCUUGCAGUCAUUUCUGGAUCCAAGGAAGAACUGGUUGGCUGCUCAGCACAUGAAAUCCAUGUCCAAACGCCUUCGCAAAUACGGGCUCCGAUAUGAUGAUCUCUACGAUCCGUAUUACGAUCUUGAUGUGAAGGAGGCCCUGAAUCGGCUGCCUAGGGAGAUUGUUGACGCACGCAAUCAGCGUCUUAAGCGCGCUAUGGACCUUUCCAUGAAGCACGAGUACCUCCCCGAGAAUCUUCAGGCGAUGCAGACACCAUUCAGAAGCUACCUUCAAGAUAUGCUGGCCCUUGUGAAGAAGGAGAGAGCAGAGCGCGAGGAAUUGGGAGCUUUGCCUCUUUACCAAAGAACCAUUCCUUGAGAGCAUCAAAUUUUACUUAAAACUGCUUCGAUUGGAGUGGGAUCUUGUUUGAAUUUGUAUUGUUAGUUUUUUUCUUUUUCCCUUUCAAUUGGAAAAGAAAGAUGGACAACCUUGCCUUUUCCAAGUUCAUGAACCGUAUUUUUGAAAAGCAGGACCGUCGUCCUCAAACGCUAUCUAAUAAAUAUAUACAAAACCUUUCAUAUGUCA